AUGGCUCCUGUGUCAGGUUACUCAUACCCAGCAUACGGAAACAUUCCCACCGACCAGAUGGCCCAACCGAGUGGGAUUGCUCCAGGUAGAUUUUUAUUGGAUGCGAGACCUCGACAGUUCACUUCGUCUGGUACUUUCGGAGGUAGGAUUUCUGUUGACUCAAGUAUGAGUGAUGAUGCCACGAGGGGGAUCAUACAGAGUGGAAAUUCACGCCGUGUUCCGAUGAAUCUCAUUCUAGAGAGCUACCAGCCAGUUGAUGAGGACAAUGAUGACUAUCUGGUUGACCAUCCAGAUGGGGAUGAGGAUGAGGAUACGGAUGAUGAUGAGGACGACGAUGAAGAUGAGGAGGAUGGUGAGGAUGAAGAUGAUGGGGGUGAUGGUCUGGAUGAUGGUUCAGCGCCUACUGUAGGUACACCCACUGGUGAAAAAGGAAAAGGAUACAACCUUAGAGCUGACCCCUCUCGUCGAAGCGCCAAUCGGUAUACCCCAUCCGCUUUUAAAAAGGUUGCAAAGAAAUGCAAGAAAUUAGUCAAAGAUGUAAAAUGGGCAAUGAGAAAAUGA
Arachis duranensis is the source of this 561-nucleotide messenger RNA. RefSeq lists its product as uncharacterized. Bases 1 to 561 code for a protein of 186 amino acids. NCBI's taxonomy places the organism in Eukaryota, Viridiplantae, Streptophyta, Magnoliopsida, Fabales, Fabaceae. The transcript has 2 exons. The record is from RefSeq and is a predicted model, not a curated record.